Molecule: messenger RNA, 1379 nt
Organism: Fopius arisanus
Lineage: Eukaryota; Metazoa; Arthropoda; Insecta; Hymenoptera; Braconidae
Product: probable maleylacetoacetate isomerase 2
Exons: 3
Coding region: 184-837 (217 amino acids)
Biological process (GO): glutathione metabolic process; L-phenylalanine catabolic process
Cellular component (GO): mitochondrion; cytoplasm
Molecular function (GO): glutathione transferase activity; maleylacetoacetate isomerase activity
Source: RefSeq, a predicted model, not a curated record
UAAAAGGUGGAAGGAGUGAUUUCGCGCGUUGACCGGGUUGCAAUAAAAAAAAAAUCACAUAUAUAUAUAUAUAUAUAUAUCGAAAAAAAAUACGGAUUUGCGGGAUUUUGGCCAGUGGGAAAUAGACGUUUCACUCGUGCACCAGAGGUUCAUCCGUCCAAUAUUUUAAGAUCGCGGUGCGACAUGUCCGUGAUGGGGAAGCCGGUUUUAUACUCAUACUGGAGGAGCUCCUGUUCGUGGAGAGUGCGAAUUGCUUUGAACCUGAAGGAGAUACCCUACGACAUAAAACCAGUGAGUCUGGUGAAAUCAGGUGGUGAACAGCACUGCAACGAGUACCGUGAGGUGAAUCCGAUGGAGCAGGUGCCAGCAUUGCACAUCGACAAUCACACGCUUAUCGAAUCCUUGAACAUAAUGCAAUAUCUCGAGGAGACGAGACCCCACCGGCCCCUCCUGCCCGCUGAUCCAGUCAAGAGAGCACGAGUUCGAGAGAUAUGCGAAGUGAUAUCCAGUGGAAUUCAACCUCUCCAGAAUCUUGUUGUUCUCAUCUACGUGGGUGAGGAGAGAAAGAAAGAGUGGGCACAGCACUGGAUCACCAGAGGUUUCACUGCUGUUGAAAAAUUACUCUCAUCGAGUGCUGGAAAGUACUGCGUUGGAGAUGACAUCACCAUCGCUGACUGCUGUCUCGUACCCCAGAUAUUCAACGCCAGGAGAUUUCACGUCGAUCUCAGACCAUUUCCAACUAUUCUCAGGGUCGAUCGCCAUCUCGAGAAUCAUCCAGCUUUCACCGCUGCUCAUCCCAAUAAUCAGCCUGACUGCCCUCCAGAGGCUACCAAGUAGCAAGCAAGGCAGACCACUCUCUUCCUGUUCUAAAGGCUUUUGAAUUGGAGGUGAGUGGUCGUCGUCCAGGGAUCACCGAGAGGAAUUUUAUUUCAUUCUUCAAUAUUUCGGAGACUAUGCAGUUGAUCCCCAAAGGAUUUCCAAGAGGAAAAUAAACCAAAUCGAUAAUAAUUGAAUAUUGGAUCAGUGAUUAGCGUUCUCUUCGUAAUUAAAGAUAUGCAGAUACUUGGGAAAUAUUAAUAAGAAAGGGAUCCCUUGAGAUUCAUGAAAAAUAACAGACCAGAUGAAUUAUUUUCAUUGUGCGUGCUCGGGCUAGAGUCUAUUAGGAGCAUUAAACUCGCAAAUCGUAGGAAUAAUCCCCCCAGAGUGUGUACGACUAUAAAAAACGAUCUUAAGCCUGUAAAAAUAUAUGAGUGACCAAUACUCACGAUAUGAACUAAGAAAAUGAAUAUUUUGUAAGUGAAAAAUAAUGUGUAACUCGAUGCUUAUAGAGGAGGAAACAAUAAAUUAUGUGUCAUAGAAAAUAAAAUUCCUUUAUUCCA